Cuscuta europaea is the source of this 6833-nucleotide messenger RNA. The record is from the annotation of a GenBank genome assembly. NCBI's taxonomy places the organism in Eukaryota, Viridiplantae, Streptophyta, Magnoliopsida, Solanales, Convolvulaceae.
CUUCCCCACCCCACGCCCUCCGAUUGAAUAAGCUUACACCAGUUGUCCCCUCUAAUAGAAUAUUAAUUAGGAAGAUUUGUUUCCUUGUAUGUUUAGAAUUCUACUACUAUAAAUAUACAUGUCAGGACUCCUAUUGGAGUAACCUUUUCUAUUAUUUCACAUGGUAUCAGUAGCCCAAAGAAAACCCUAAUUUUCUUUUCGAUCUAAGUCGCCGCCAUGACCUCCGAAUUCUCCACCACGGCGCCGCCGACUUCUCCAAAAACACCGCCGCCACCGCCGUUCUCCAUGACAGACAUCGGCACCUCGGCAUCGGACUUCUCCUCCCCCGCUCACCAUGCCGUCUCCCAGCCGCAACCCCAGGCGGCGAUCUCACGUCCGGUUGGCAGCUUCACCAUGCCACCGCCGACGACCGAAUAUAUGGCCGCAUAUCCGUUCCCACCGUAUACUGCGCCACUGCCAUACUCCCUCUUCAACCCCUUGCCGCCGCAAUUCCCAUGGCAGCCGAGUCGCCCUCUUCUGCCACCGGUCAGCCCACGCCCCACGCCACCACCAGCUUCUCCCUAUUUUGGCCCUUCGUUCGCUGGUUUUCCAGGAGUUGUCCGACCCCAGAAUGACAACCCUCUCUUCGGCACUCCAAUGGCAGCCUUGGUGCAGGCUGUUUCUCAUGGAAUUGCAAACGUCCACUACAAAAAAACACGCCGUUUGUCACGGAUUUUUGUCACGGAUUCCGGCCGUGACAAAUUUGUCACGGGCUUUGUCACGGAAUUCUGGGAUUUGUCACGAAAAUUAUUUGUCACGGAUUUAUCCGUGACAAAACCCGUGACAAUAUUUUGUCACGGAUUUGGUCCGUGACAAAUUUACUCCGGCGACCGGUUUUUUACUCCGGUGAAUACUUUUUUGCUUCCGGGCAUUUGUCACGGACAGAUCCGUGACAAAUCCGUGACAAAUUUCAAAAAAAUUCAAUUAUUGAUUUUCCAGCGGUAACCUUUAAUAAUACGGUAUGGGAAAAGAUUUGUCACGGAUAAAUCCGUGACAAAUCCGUGACAAAUUUCAAAAAAACUCAAUUAUUGAUUUUCCAGCGGUAACCUUUAAUAAUGCGGUACAUAAAAAGAUUUGUCACGGAUAAAUCCGUGACAAAUCCGUGACAAAUUUUUUUAUAUAACCCAACUCCAUCGUCCAUUACAAUUGCAAGAACAACAAUCAGUUCAAAAAUUCGUAGAUUCGAGUGAUGUAGUAUCGGUUUAAAGAUUGAAUGAUGUAAUCCGUCAGUUCAUCAUUUUCCGAGUUUAUGCUGAUAAGGUAUGUCAUUUUAAUUAAUUUCUUUUAAUUGUGUGAUAAAUUAAUUAUUAGCUUAAUUAAUUAAUUAUUAUUAGUGAGGUUAGGAUUCUUUUUUCUUUAUAUAAUAAUAAUUAAUUAUUAGCUUAAUAAUUAAUUAGUGAGGUUAGUUAUUGUUCAUUUAUUUAAACUAUUAACGUAAUUUAGUGAGGUCAUGUUAAUUUUCAUAUUAUUAUCAAUAUAUUAUUAAACUAUUAACGUAAUUUAAUUAGUUAAAUUUAAAUAUAAAUAUUAAUUAGGUAAAUUAUUGUUAUUAUUAAUGCAUAAUAAUUUAGGAUGUGUAGUGAUGAUUUAAGUAUUAGCUAGCUUAUUAUAGAUUAAUUAAUUAGUGGCUUGUAGUGAUUUAAUUAAUUAGUUAGCUAGCUUAAUUAUUAAGUUAUUAAUUAUCACCAAUUAUUAUUUAUUACCAAUUAUUGUUAAUGGGAUGCAUAAUUAAUAUAGCUAGCUAGGAUUGAAACUUUAUUAUUAUUUAGUUUAGUGUGAAUUAUUAUUGUGAAUUAUUAAUGAGAUAAUAUUUAACAAUAAUAUUAGUUAAAUGUAAAUUAAUUAACUAAUUAAUUAAGUUAAAACAUUGAGUAAAUGGGUUUAGAAUUUGAUGAGUUGAUAAUAUUAGUUAGAUUUAAAUAUUAGUUAAUUGAUCAAUGAUGAUAAUGCAUGAUUAGGUUUAAUUUGUUUAUUAAUUAGUUAAUUAUUGUUAAUGUAUAAUUUAGGAUUUGUAGUGAUUUAAGUUAGGAUUCAAACUUUAUUAGUUAAGUGUGAAUUAUAUAUUAUUGUGAAUUAAUUAUAUUUAACAAUAUUAGUUAAAUGGAAAUUAACUAAUUAAUAAGUUAAAUUAGUUAAUUAUUGUUAAUGGGAUGCAUAAUAUAUAUAGCUAGGGUUGAAACUUUAUUUUUAUUUAGUUUAGUGUGAAUUAUUAUUGUGAAUUAUUUUUGUGAAUUCACAAUAAUAAUUCACAAUAUUAGUUAAAUGGAAAUUAACUAAUUAAUUAAGUUAAAACAUUGAGGAAAUGGGUUUAGAAUUUGAUGAGUUGAUAAUAUUAGUUAGAUUUAAAUAUUAGUCAAUUGAUCAAUGAUGAUGAUUAGGUUUAAUUUGUUUAUUAAUUAGUUAAUUAUUGUUAAUGCAUAAUUUAGGAUUUGUAGUGAUUUAAGUUAGGAUUCAAACUUUAUUAGUUAAGUGUGAAUUAUAUAUUAUUGUGAAUUAAUGAUAUUUAACAAUAUUAGUUAAAUGGAAAUUAACUAAUUAAUAAGUUAAAUUAGUUAAUUAUAGUUAAUGGGAUGCAUAAUAUAUAUAGCUAGGCCGGAUUGAAACUUUAUUUUUAUUUAGUUUAGUGUGAUUUAUUAUUGUGAAUUAUUAUUGUGAAUUAUUAUUGUGAUUUAUUAAUGAGAUAAUAUUUAACAAUAAUAUUAGUUAAAUGUAAAUUAAUUAACUAAUUAAUUAAGUUAAAACAUUGAGGAAUUUGAGUUGAUAAUAUUAGUUAGAUUUAAAUAUUAGUUAAUUAAUUGAUCAAUGAUGAUGAUUAGGUUUAAUUUGUUUAUUAGUUAAUUAUUGUUAAUGCAUAAUUUAGGAUUUGUAGUGAUUUCAGUUAGGAUUCAAACUUUAGUAGUUAAUAAUUAAAACGAUUAAUGCCAUUAACAUAUUACUAUUAGUUAAAUAUUAGUAAAUCAACGCUUUUAGUUAAUGUCACAAAUUAAAGUUGGUUAAUUCAAAUUAUUAAUGCCACAAAUUAAAUAAUGUACUGCUUUUAGUUAAUUAAUAAUAUUAAUGUACUUAUAUAUUAUUUUGAUUAUAAUAUAUAUACAGGCAUAAUGUAUAGACAAAACAGAAGUUGGAUGUACCAAAAACAUCGUGAUAACUAUGGAAUACGCAGUGAAUUUUUGAAUGGUGUUGAAGAUUUUAUUAAAUUUGCACAAGAACAGAAGAAUUAUAUGGAUGGAGAUAAAAUCAGAUGUCCAUGUACAAAGUGUAAAAAUCUUCAAUUUAAAGAUGUCGACCAAGUUGUGUGGGAUUUGUACGAAAAAGGUUUCGUUGCCAAUUAUUAUAAUUGGACUUCUCAUGGUGAACCUUUCGAUCCAUCACUUUUACCGCAAACAGUGGGUUCAUCUCGUAAUGUCCCUACCGAGAUGAGUGGAUGGGGAGACUAUGAUCAAAUGACGUGGGAUCAAAGAAUGGCAUAUGAUGUAUACGGUGCUUCAACGAUGCAGUUUAACCCACCACAGCCAUUUAACGAUCUUCCCGAAGCUUCGACCUCGUAUCAACCCGAUGCGGAUGAAGAUCAGACCUUUUAUCAGUCUGUUGCGGAUGAGUAUCCGAAUUCUCAUGUUCCUCAUAUUGAAGACUUAGCUGAAAGAUUUCAAGAUGUUUUAAAAGCUGCUGAUCAGCCUCUGUAUGCUGAUUGUGAGGGAUACUCUCAGCUAUCCGCCGUUACAGAGUUGAUGAACAUUAAAUCUGAAUACAAUCUUCCUGAAUCUUGCAUGUCUAGGUUAUUGCAGUCAUUUGGAGGAAUGUUACCGCGUGACCAUAAUCUUCCUGAUUCUUAUUACAAAAUGAAACAAUUAAUGUCUCAGUUAGGGCCUCCUUGUAUAGAAAUUGAUGCGUGCCCAGAAGGAUGUAUGUUGUUCUGGAAGGAUGAUGUGGCACUUGAGACCUGCAAGUUCUGUGGUGGAGAGAGAUACAAGCCUGUUCCUCAUAGACGAAAAAAACCACGAAAAAGGUCUGCAUUGUCUAAAUUGUUUUACCUCCCUCUAGCUCCACGCCUGCAGAGGAUGUAUGCUUCAAAUGCUACUGCGAAACACAUGACGUGGCAUGUUGAGCACGAAACAAAAGAGGGUUUGAUGUCUCACCCUUCCGACUGUGAAGCUUGGAGACACUUUGACCGUUGUCAUCCUCAGUUUGCAAUGGAGCCACGGAAUGUGCGACUGGGAUUGUGUUCAGACGGAUUUGCUGCUUUUGGAAAGUUUGGGAAGAAAUUUUCAUGUUGGCCAGUCAUGUUAACUCCUUAUAAUCUUCCUCCCGACAUGUGCAUGAAAAGUCAUUUCAUCUUUUUAACUUUAAUUUGUCCAGGUCCCUCGGAUCCUAAAAAAAGGAUAGACAUCUAUCUCCAACCCCUGAUCGAGGAGAUGAAAGAACUUUGGGCCAUUGGGACACCAACUUAUGAUGUUUCGAGAGAUCAGAUGUUUAUCAUGAAAGCUGUCAUCAUUUGGACCAUUAGCGACUUCCCUGCUUAUGGUAUGCUUUCAGGAUGGAGCACACACGGUCUUAUGGGAUGUCCGAUAUGUAUGGAUCAAUCAGAGGCCAAUUGGCUCAAAUUUAGCGGGAAACCAAGUUACUUUGAUUGUCACCGCAAGUUUCUGCCUAUGAACCAUCGAUAUCGAAAGGACAAGAAGUCUUUUAUUGCCGGAAGAGUGGUACGAGAUCCCCCUCCUCCGAGACUUACAGGUGAACAAGUUUUUAACCGGGUUCGACGUUUUCCUACGGCCGUGCAGCAACCCCACGGGGAGCCAAAUGGGUAUUGUGAUACCCAUAAGUGGACAAAGAGGAGUAUAUUUUGGGAGUUGCCGUAUUGGAAGGACCUUCUCAUUCGUAACAAUUUAGAUGUCAUGCACGUUGAGAAGAACGUCUUUGACAAUAUAUUUAACACGGUUAUGGAUUUUACCCACAAAACCAAAGAUGGUCUUGCAUCUAGAAAAGACAUGACAAUUUGGUGCGACAGACCCGAACUCGCCGUCGAUCUAGAAUACGUGGGUAAAAAAAUUCCAAGAGCAGUCUACCAACUCACAGCCCCACAAAGGGAAUCAAUAUUAGAGUGGCUUGUUUCUCUGAACUUUCCAGAUGGCUAUUGUUCUAACUUGUCAAGAUGCGUGGACCUGGACAAACAAACAAUGACGUCGAGCAUGAAAACUCAUGAUGCUCAUGUAAUCAUGCAACGACUUCUGCCGAUUGCACUGAAAGAGAUGCUUCCUGCAGACGUCUGGGGCUGUAUUACCGAAAUCAGUCAAUUGUUUCAGUCGAUAUGUUCCGCCGUUUUGGAUGCCGAAUCCCUGAGGAGACUAGAAGACACUGUUCCUAUUCUGAUGUGUAAUCUGGAAAAGAUACUGCCCCCAUCAUUUUUUGAUGUAAUGGAACAUCUUCUAAUACAUCUUCUAUCGUUGGAUGUACAUAUUUGAAAGAUUUCUGGGAGAUUUGAAAAAGAAAGCGACCAACAAGGCACACAUUGAGGCUUCAAUUUGUCAAGCAUAUAUUCAACAAGAAACCUCAACGUUUUCAUCUUUUUAUUUUGAGCGUGAAGUAAUCAGUAAAAGAAAGAGACCUGCUCGGAACGAUGACAUUGGCGAGGAUUCAUAUGAUAAAGUAGUUUCUAUUUUCAACUACCCAGGUAGAGGUAAAGGAGCUGCGACUUACCGUUACAUCGUGGGCGGAGAAAUGAAAAUUGCACAUACUUACAUCCUCAUGAAUUGUCCAGAAAUCUUACCAUUUUAUAAUGAAUUUAGAGCGUCUUUAUCAGCAUUUCCUGAUGAUGCAAUUGAUGCAAUGGUGGACUCUGACUUUGCAUUAUGGUACCAACAGCAGAUCAGGUACCGUGGGAUUAACGACCCUCUGUUAGUAUCAUUAUCGUGGGGCCCUUCUUCCUAUGCAAAGGUUUGGCAUUCAUAUGUGACAAACGGUUAUACGUAUCACACAGUUGAAUAUGGAGAAGGUCGACCAACAAUGAACAGCGGGUUAUGUGUCCCGACCAUCGGUUCUGAUAACUCGGAAACCAAUUUUUUUGGUUUCUUGCAUGAGAUUCUCGAACUUCAAAUGCCUUCUGGUUUGCAAGAAUUAACAUGCGUGUUGUUUCGCUGCACAUGGGUCGACCCUACACGUGGUGUGAGAAAAAAUUCAAAAUAUAAUAUAAUUGACGUCAACAACUCUCGUGUGUAUCAGAAAAAUGAGCCAUUUAUACUCGCUCAACAAGCAGCCCAGGUUUAUUAUGCAGAGUAUCCUUCAACGAGGCGCACACGGAAUCCUUGGGUGUGUGCCAUUAAUAUCUGUCCGAGCAAAAUUGUAACACAUGCUCAACAAAGGGAUAUUGACUUUGAUGCUUUUCAGCAAGAUUUUUUCCACCCUCCGCCUAUUGCUGAUACGGUCAACCAUAACAUUCAGUUAAGUGACCCAAAUGGCGGAGAUGUUGAUGUUAUGCCUGAAACACACCUUCCGCCCCCUAUACCUCAAAAUGAGCGCGAAAUUGAAGAAUUAUAUAUACAACAACUGCACGAUGACCAGGAGGAAGAAGAAGAAUGGAUAUCUGGUGAUGAAGAUACAGAAGAAGAAGUUGCCUAUCAAGAAAAUACUGAUUCUGAUAGCGAUUAAAUGUAUAGUUAACAACAAAAGUAAUUACUUUUAAUUGAACUAUUUUAAUUUGAAUUUUUAACUUUCUUUCGUCAUUAUUAUAUUAUUCCAAGAUAUAAUAGUUAGGUAUGUAAUUCGCAACUAUCAUUUCUAAACAAAAUAAUUAUUCCAUA